Molecule: messenger RNA, 4413 nt
Organism: Lytechinus pictus (painted urchin)
Lineage: Eukaryota; Metazoa; Echinodermata; Echinoidea; Temnopleuroida; Toxopneustidae
Product: adenosine receptor A2b-like
Exons: 1
Coding region: 1554-2540 (328 amino acids)
Biological process (GO): G protein-coupled receptor signaling pathway
Cellular component (GO): membrane
Molecular function (GO): G protein-coupled receptor activity
Source: RefSeq, a predicted model, not a curated record
CAUUUUAUUUUUCAUUUUACUUCUAUUAUUCUUUGAAACAAACCAAAUAAAGUGAAUGAGAUACGCUCGUUUACACGAAAUAUGAAUACGAAAUCUAAUGAAUCUUACUUUUCAAACUAACUUAAACGAGGCCAGAAUGAGUCUCUGUGUUUUUCCAAGUGUAUGCAAAUCGAAGCAAAUCAGAGCCAUAUAUUACUUUAAUGUUUCCAUUCAUUUAAUUCAAUUUAAACGAUACAUUUAUAAUAUUCAAUGAGUGUAAUCUUCUACGAUUGUCCUUUUUUUUCAAGAAAUCUGCUCAUGCAAAUUGUGAAUGUUAUAAUACAUCUUUUUGUUUGGAAUUAUAUUUUUAGUACACUUUCUCUUUCAUGCCAAAAACAUUAUAAUUUUUUGUAAUACAACGACAAAUGUAUUAUACGAAUGAUAUGAAUGCAGAAGAAAACAAUAAAUCAAACUGAAUUAUAUCAAAUUUUUUUUCUUCUUUGAUAUUCCGUGCUUUACAUAAAAAUGACAUUAUAUUAGCUCGGUUUUUCCUUGUUUCUCGAUGGUUAGGUGGUUAGAUGGUCAUCGUCGCAUCGAUGGACGAACACAUAUUGUUAUCCAACAGAAAACCUCGUAGGAAUAGGAUUAUAAAGGAUUAUGCAAUGUUUAUCGACUUGGAACCAUCCACAACAAAAAGCUCAAAUUAGUUCCCAUAAGACUUGUUAAAAAGUACGGUCAAUUUGUUUUUUCUUCCCUUGACUAAUCUGUCACUCUUCGCGCGAACGUCAACAACAAUAAUUAUAUACAAUCCAAAACCAUAAUAGCCAGUGCAGAUCGUCCCAGUAUAGCCUAUGUAUGAGCUGCCAAAGGGAUUACUGCAUCAAGUAUCAAGGUCACUAUCAACCAGAAAACCAAGAAGCCCUCUUCCAAAAGUUGGAUAUCUUGAUGGAAAUCAUCAUUUAGCCUUGCUUUCGAAUUUACAUACACCUUCACUUUAUUAUUCAUAAUAGAAGUGAGGUUGAUACUAUAAUCUUCGAUCGUUUCGGAGCAUUAAAUUAUGUGAGCAGAUGAGGAUUGUUCAGUUUUACUCCGAUUUUCCUUUUGUGACCGGGAGGCGACUUGGAAAGUUAGGUGCAUCUCCUCCUUCUGCAGCAAAAUAAAUAUCUUUCAACGAAUUUCGCUCGCAAAAUGUUGAAUUGUUCAAUCUAAGCUGAAUUGGUGGAUUGAUUUUGGUUUGAACAUUGGAAUAGUUUGGAACUGAUUAUUUAAGUCUGGACUUAAACAUUUGCGGGAUUUGAUUGUUCAAUCCCGGUGUUCAAUAUGGGACAUGCUACACAAGCAACAAGAGAAGUAUGCAGACAAAAUAAAUUACACUGUGACUUGCUUUUGUAUUCUAUCGCUUUAUAAACCCAGCUUAUCAAUCUUGAAGACUCUACAGGAUAUGAGAUUAUCACCAUGCAGUGACUGAUGCGAUCGCUGCCCUUCUUUAAUCUGCGCAAGCUCUUACACUGUCUUAGGAGAGCCUCCAGAAACUACAUUUGCAGAGUCAACAGUGUUGAGAUGGUUGCACCAGUAUGACCCAAAACGAAAGCUCCUCAAAUGAAACUUUGCAAUGGCCCCUGGUCCAAGACGAUGACAGCGUGUUCUUGUCAACCUUGGAUAUAUUUGAGGUCACAAUCCUUGGGAUCUGCUUGCUGUUAAUUGUCAUCACUAGCACGUUCAUUAUAACCAUUCUUCACAAGGUUGAGGACUGCUUUGAAAAUGUACAACAGUUGAUGUUCAAGUCACUGGCCUUCACCGACCUACUCACAGGUCUCUUCUGUUGCGGGUUGACAAUGACGGGGAUGAUCUUCAGGAUGGAGAAGACGUUGUCGCAUGUGAUGUGCGCCGUAGGAUGGGCUGCCUGUACGGGGUUGACCGGACUUUCCGCUCUCCUCAUCACAUGCGCGUGCAUUGACCGGUUCAUCGCUGUCGUCUACCCUCUGCGAUACUGUUCUUUGGUCACCAUGAAGCGCAUCAGGAUCACACUCGCUGUUACCAGCCUCAUCGUCAUUGCGAACGCUGCACUUAGCACCAUCCGUGGUGGUUUUGCUGGCACCAAUCUCUGCCUUUCAGACUUUUCCUCAGAAGAACUCGCCUUUAGACCCUGCCUUGUCCCUAGUCUUCUCAUAACCAGUACAUCUCUCAUCGUGACCACCGUUACCAAUAUCAAGGUUAUGUGUGUUUCUUCGGGUCAAGCCAGCCGUAUGAAUGUCACUACUCCCCGUUGUACCAAAAACGACGUUGUAAAUAUCAAUGUUAUCAGGCAACGCCAACACCACAGGAAAGGUCUCCUUGUACUUAUUGCAACCACCGUUACAUUUUUCGUCUCAUUGUCACCGUGGUUCAUCAUCUCUGCCUCACAUUUCAACAGGAGAACAGCCGUAACGAAGCCUCUGGCAAGGUUCGUGUCGACCAUCUUGAUGUUCUCCAAUAGCUGGAUGAACGCCUUUAUUUUCAGCAUAUUUAACAAGAGGUUUCGUGAUGCAGCGAAGAAGGUGGUGUGUCGUCGCCCUUUGUAACGGUACUCGUGGAGAUACCAGUCCCGUAUCACCUUCAUACCUACACAAUAACGCAUUCUUCUUGUUGGCCUACGUUCAAUUUUGCCAUGACAAACGAGAGAGGCACCCUAAACCUUUCUUUUUUUUUCAUUUUGAUUGAACGAUAUAAAAUGUAUAUAGGGUCUAUGUGAAAUGUGAUUUUUAAUGAGACAAUAUUGUGCAAUGAAUAUAAGAGAUAAUUGGGUUCCUGUCCGUUGUUCGUAUAAAGCUUCACAACGCAUACAUCGAUACUCGUUUUUAUCAAAUUAUGUAGGCAUUAUUUUCUGCUAUUCUUAUCAUGAAAUUUAAUGUUAUUUUUCUUCAUGUUUUCAUCUCAAUUUUUAAGUUCAUAUCCUCCAUUUGAUAAGAUUGCGCUUAACAGUCUGUCAUGUAUAUUGCUGUUGAACUCCUGGCGAACAGAUCGUGGGGGGGGGGGGGGGAGGUAGGUGACCCCAAACAUGCCAAAGUUUCACCACCAGAAAAAAAAAAGAAAUAAAGAAAGAAAAGAAAAAUGAAAAAUUGUAAAAUAUGAUACAUUGAAAAACGUCGGAUUUUUGUUCGCUCGUAGCUAUAAUUUUUUGGCUCUAAACAAUUCCAUGCCUGGCCUGGUUUGACUCAUCACGUCACUGUAUGCACCCAUAAUGCAUGAUAUAUGAAUAUGCAUAUGCAUUCAACAAUCUUUUUAUAUAUUUUAAGUUUAACAUUAAUUUGCGUUAAAAAAAAUCUAGUUUGUGAAUUCGGACGGAUACGUGCAAUAUUCUGAAAAUAACUUGUGACUUUUGAAAGGUGACAACUUUAAUCACAUACUGAUUUGUUUUCAAUCAUUAUUUUAUGCAUAUGACUUAACAAAUUCAUUCUUUCUUUUUGACGUAUUGUAGGUAAUAAAUGUGGAAACACUAGUGUCAAAUUAUUUUGAGAGUUUUUUUGUUCGUUGAAAUGUUACGUCGUUACGUUACGUUAUGUGUGAAUGUAUACUCAACGUAUCUAAUGCAAAUGUCUUGGAUUUAGAAGGGGAAAGACCAGAUCGGAUGAUAUUUGUCAGUAUGCAGCCGAUUGCUGGAUUUAUCAUUAAACCUUUAAAAAAUUUGACAUAAAAUAAGUUGAGAUUAAAAAAAUAUCUUGAUGAUCAUCGCCAGUAACCACAUUCGUUCUAUAUUUAUUUCAAGGUAGCUGAUUGAGCCUCGACAGUUCUUCUUUGGCAUUUACACUUUUUUUCAUAUUUAGCCCUUGGUUGUACUCAUUAAAGUUCCAUUUUAUUUUCUCUUCUUGAUUGUGUAAUGAUUCGGGAUAUCCAAUAUGUUAUAACUAAUUAUAUUAAUAAUUCGUACUCUUAGCAAACAAGCCUCCGAUACUCUGCUUGGCGAUAUUUAUUUUGUAAAUUUUCUACUUAAGUCUAGUAUGGUAUGCUCAAUGAUAAUUAGAUUCAUAAUUUCUUCAUAAAUUUUGAUGAAUUAUUUACUAUUUCAAUGAUAUCAUACACCUUAGUUUGUAAUUUACUGUUAUUGUGUUGUCUACAGGAUAACUAUUCUCAUUUCAUCGACUCCUCAAAAAUUGAAUAUGUUAUCUUUGAUCAAUUUUUAUAUUAGUGAUAAUUCUGAUUUUAAUGUUGUUGAAUUCAUUCAUAACUUGUAUAGAACCUAAGUUACACUUUUAUCUUUUAUGUAUAUAUUGUUAUUUCAUGUUAACAGUACCACGCUGAAAAACCGUCAAUCUGAGCUUGUUAUCCUGUGUAAAGAUAUUUUGAUAAAUAAAUUAAUUAAUAAAUAAAAUAAAUGAAUGAAUUCAUUAAAACUUUAUCUCUGUGAGAUCAUGUAAAUUGAAACAACCUUGUCCUGUCAUAAUUCUAGGGUUUGUU